This is a messenger RNA of Gamsiella multidivaricata, 2381 nucleotides long. RefSeq lists its product as uncharacterized. Gene Ontology annotation, cellular component: RNA polymerase II transcription regulator complex. The transcript is spliced from 4 exons. Bases 267 to 1970 code for a protein of 567 amino acids. The record is from RefSeq and is a predicted model, not a curated record. Lineage: Eukaryota; Fungi; Mortierellomycota; Mortierellomycetes; Mortierellales; Mortierellaceae. Gene Ontology annotation, molecular function: DNA-binding transcription activator activity, RNA polymerase II-specific; transcription cis-regulatory region binding.
CUCCGAUCGCUGUUAUCUCCUUUCCGUCUUUAUUUCCUUCGUAUCCUUUGCUUCCUUUGUAUCUUCCUUCCCUUGUAUCUUCCUUCCUUCCUUCCCUUUCUCCACUGCCCACUGCCCACUGCCCCACUGUACAACAGCAAGCUGCAUCCCCUCUGUAUAACAAACACCAGUCAUCCCAUCCCAUCCCAUCCCUUCCCUUCCUUUCCCUUCCCUUGUAUCCCACCUGUACUUAUCCCAUCUUCCUCCCCUCCACACUGAUCAUCCCAAUGUCUCUCCAGCAGCACACCGACAUGUACCCGCUCUCCCUCUCCGACACCGACUGGGCCCAGAUCCUCAACAACAACAGGGACGCACAGGAUCUGCUCUCCACCGCCAUCGCCCACCACGACCAGUACCGCGAGGACGACCCCAUCAAGCGCAAAGGCAUCAUCUCCCAGCUCCACAACAAGGCACCCAACAACCCCUCCCAGAGCGACCUUAAUGAAAGGAGCCUUGCGGAUUCACAGCAGAACCACUCCGAGAAUGACCACAGUUCUGACGAAGGCCACUCGCCUGGCGAAGGAAAACCUGCCCCCAAGAAGGCUGGUCGCAAGCCCUUAACAACCGAGCCGACCAACAAACGAAAGGCGCAAAAUAGGGCAGCACAGCGUGCGUUCCGUGACAGGAAGGAGCGGUAUGUCAAGUCGCUGGAGGAACGCAUAAAGGAGCUUGAAGAACUUAACCCUACCAAGACAGAUUCAAAGCUUGCAGAGGAGAACAUGAGCCUCAAAGUCCUCGUCCAAAAGCUCGAGACCGAAAACUACUUCCUCAAGGAGCAGGCCUUCACCUUCGACUUCCCCAUCAGUCAGCCUGGUCUCUACGAUGUCUCAAAAAUAAGCCGCGAUGGUCUCUUGAACUCCACUCACAACCAAGUCAACCCUAGCCCGGACCACUCCUCUUCAAGUCCGGCUUCACAGUCCAUCGAUACCGUCAGCAGCAAGAGCAGCGCCUCCCCAGCAUCUGCUUCAACCAAACCCUUCCCGGGCAGUGUGGCUAAACCGCCCACAUACGACCAACUGCCAUGGUCACCCCCGUCGUCAGUCGGGGACAGUGUUCCUAACUCACCCCUGAAUAGCGACCCUACGACACCAGAGCAGGAGAGUAUUCAUCAGCCCACAUAUACCGACAAUGCAGGAGUCGUGCCCUCAAGGUUCCGUAACAGCUCGCCCGAGGAGAUCGCGCUCUUUUCGUCCAUCCUCGACGGGACCGGGAACACUGCCUCUGUCCUCCCCAGCACAAACCCUCAGCUGCAGCAGUCUACCCAAACCAAGGACGCCUUUGGUGCCUUUAACGCCACUGGCCAGCUGGGUCAAUUCACUCAAUCGGGCACACUGAGCGCAAGCAACGCCAGCCCAGCAAGCACAUUAGCCGGUCUCUCGGAGCAUAGUCCCUCGCCAACACUGGAGGAUCUCGUCAACACUCCAUUGUUCGGAGUGGCCGGGAACGUGCCGUUCACGCCCACGACAGCUAAUAUGUCGGUUCCUCCGCUGACGUUCGAGCAGACACAGGCCCUCUUCACCGACUUCCGCGAUCCCUCGGACCCACGCGACUUCUAUACCAACUUUGAGGACCCAAUCGAGACUGCGUUUCCAGAGGACCCGAUCGGUGGACUGUUCAACGACCAAUUGCUCGACUACACCAGCAUGUUCGCCAACGUUGCUACGACGCCCGCAAGGGAGGAGAGCCAAAAACUUUCCGACAAGUCGCAGACGUCAGCUGAGAAGCACAUGCUACCCGCGCUUGAGGAGAAUGAGAAGGCGAUCCCUUGUCCGCAAGCUUGGGAGCACAUUGCGAAGCAUCCCAACUUUGAUGAUGCGGACAUUGACGAUCUGUGUAUAGAGAUGAAGUCGAAGGCCAAGUGCUCAGGGCAUGGUCCUGUCAUUCCAGUUUCGGAGGUCAACAAGCUGAUGAACAGGCUGAAUCAGGAGUAGAGGCGACAAAAAAGAAAAAAAGAAAAAAAAAGAAAAAAGGGUUAGCAGAAGACAAAAAAAAAGUCCGUUGCCCAGUAGCAGCAGAUCUCUUUGUGCUCCAGUCUCGAUUUCCUCAAUUCAUUUGUUUAUCAUUGUAGUUUUGCAUUUGUUUUUCUUUCUUUAUGGCAUUCGAGCGCGUAUGAAGGAGAGCAGGGCGGAUAUGGAGCCGAUUCUUUUGGCUUUUUUGUUCCCCUUACGUUCUCUUCUUCACUCCUCCUGUAAUCUCUCCCAUUUUUCAAGUGUAUUUCAUAUCUUACCAGUGUCUGCCAAAUGUUCCUGGUUGCGCGCUGUGUACUCGUAUUUUUACAUUCCUAUUGUAUUUUCUCUGCUGGAUAAAAAAUAUAUAUAAACAUCUAUAUGUAUUUUUAUACA